GGAAGAAUGAUGUAUCGGGGUUGACAACACCUACAUCCAUACGUAGAUACCUAAGUACCUAACCUAGGGUACACACACAUAAUUCUUGGCGUCAAUGAUCCAAUACCUCAGGUACGCUGUCAGGCCAUUGGCCAAUCAGCAUCAAACCUCCUUCCCUAAACGCCCCUCAACGCGUCGCCGCACCCGCGUCCCACCGCUACGUACGGUAAAAAAGUAUACCUAUCCCACUUUCCGCUGCAGUGUAAAUAAAAUAAAUCUUUCUUCACCGCAACUGCCACAACCCGAUUCCCACAAACCCAGUUGCCACCAAACAGGUACCUACAGUUCAAACAGACAUCGUAUAGACUUCUCCUUCUAAACCAUACAACUACCUAGGUACCUACUUAAUUAAAAGUCCCAAGAUUAUGACCACUACUGCAUCCGUAACAUCACCACCGACCUCACCGCCCGCGAAAAGAGUCAAGACCACUCCCACAUCUGCAACCACCACCACCACCAACAACACCAACACCAACGCCACCGAAACAAUGUCUCCCCCCAACACCACAACCCAACCCCCCGUCCCUCACCUCGACGCAUCCCCCCCCCUCCUAAUCAAAAAGCUCUCUCCAACAGCCAAGCUCCCCACGCGCGGGAGCCCCUUCUCCGCCGGCUACGACCUAUACGCCUCGCGCCCCGUGACCAUCCCCUCCCGCGGCAAAGCCCUAGUCGAGACGGACAUAGCGCUCGCCGUGCCCGCCGGCACCUACGGGCGCGUCGCGCCUCGCUCCGGCCUCGCAGCCAAGCACUUCAUCGACACGGGCGCCGGCGUCAUCGACGCCGACUACCGCGGGCCCCUGAAGGUCCUGCUGUUCAACCACUCGGACGCGGAUUUCGCGGUGGCGGAGGGCGACCGCGUCGCCCAGCUCGUUGUGGAGAGGAUUUACACGCCUGAGGUGCUGGAGGUGCAGGAGCUGGAGGAGAGUGUGCGUGGGGCCGGGGGGUUUGGCAGCACGGGUACGAAUUAAGGACGUUGUCUUGAGCUGGGAAGAUGGAGGCUACGGUAUACCUACCUAGGUACCUACUUGGGUAGUAUGACAUACGAUGAGUGUACGAAGACUUAGAGAUGUCACUGGGAGACGGCCACCAAGAUCUGGUCAAGUUCGUUAGUCAAUUGAUUAGCCAAUAGAGUAGAUGGGGUAUAGAUGGGUAGAUAGAUAGACCCUUUUCAAAGGGGAAGGAGAGUCUAGCUCGU
Molecule: messenger RNA, 1234 nt
Organism: Daldinia vernicosa
Lineage: Eukaryota; Fungi; Ascomycota; Sordariomycetes; Xylariales; Hypoxylaceae
Product: dUTP diphosphatase
Exons: 1
Coding region: 405-1007 (200 amino acids)
Biological process (GO): dUMP biosynthetic process; dUTP catabolic process
Molecular function (GO): dUTP diphosphatase activity; magnesium ion binding
Source: RefSeq, a predicted model, not a curated record